AUGGCUGAACCAACGGCUGAACCGACCGUGCUUCGCAAGGAUCAACUGGAAAUCAGCUUACAUAACGAGAAGAAGUUGAUCAAGGAAGGAACCAUCAAGGACGACAACCCUCUGGAUCUCAGUGAGCCGUUUCGGGAGCUCUGCAAUGCUUGUCGUAAGGGGGAUCUGAAAGUUUGCCAGGAAAAAAUCACGGAAGGUGUCAAUAUCAAUGCUCGCGAUCCCUAUGACUACACCCCCUUGAUUCUAGUGAGUGAUUCGAAGUCGCCUGGCAACUCCCCCAGCAAUGCACCUGCAGAGCCGUUGGUUUUGGGCCACUGCUUCUCGAAUCGGGCGCAUUAUGCGAGCGAGACACGUUUCAAGGCGAAAGGUUAUUUUGUCCCCUCCCUGAUCAUCCAUGGAUUUAAAUUGCAUGUUCAGCUGACACUCGGACAUUUGCGCAGAUGUCUAUAUAAUGCAUUGAACGAUCGCAUCCGGAACCUUCUACUUGAAUAUGACUAUUCAAAAUCUACCGAUCCUCUCCAGCCAUUGGCCGCCCACAUCACGUCCCUGCUCACGCGCGAUAGUCCCGAGACCUCCGACAUCGUGGUAACUGCGGGCGAGGAGGAUGUGUAUCUACAUAAAUUCAUAUUGGCAGCACGGUCGCCCUAUUUCCGCAAAAAAUUGGAAAGCGCCCCCGAAACUGUAACCUGGAAACUUCCAAGCGCUGUUCCGCCCCAAUCCUUUGGGGCGGCGAUCAGGUAUCUGUAUUUCGGAGAGGCCCCGCGUGAUCUGAAGACGGGCCCUGGCACGGGCUUUACUGAGUCGGAGGUUUUUGUUGGAAUUGACAAAAUUGCCAAGUACCUGGAAAUCAACGCCCUUUUGGACAGCAUUUUGGAUAGCGGAGACCGCCGGCUAGCCAGACAGAGACGAACCUUGGAACUUGCGAAAGGCAGAGACCAAUUGGAAGAAUGGUUCCGAACUAAUGUCCUUCGGAACAAAAUGGAAGUUGAGACUUCCAAGGUUGAUGAGAUCAAAUGGAAUCAUGAUAACGCCAUCUUCGCCGAUGUCCUACUCCAGGCGGAUGAACUGCCUGAGGACGAAGAUCUUGAUGAUACCUUGCAGACAGAUGAAGGUACUGAUUCAAGCACCAUUCCAGUCGGGCCAGUCGACUCUUCUAGUACGUCGAAGAAAUCUGCUCCAAAGUCGGUUAUAUUUCCGUGCCAUCGGGCGAUGCUUCUUCGGUCUGAGUUCUUCCUUACCAUGUUUUCGUCUUCUUUCAGAGAGGCCCAUCUGAAAGAGCACUUGAACGUUAUCUCCGUGGACUGCUCUCCAGAAGUCCUGGAGAUUAUCCUUACUUUCCUUUACACCGAAAGGGCUGAUUUCCCCCUUGACAUCGCGGUCGAUGUCCUAUUCGCGGCUGACAUGUUGUUCAUCGAGAAGCUUAAGACCAAGGCCGCCGUUGUAAUCGGCACACUUGGCAACGGCGAUAUGUCGCAGGCCGAGGCUGCAAAGACUCGCGGCACCCAGGAAGAAGAUGACUUGGAUAUAUAUGCGAUUAUUCGCGCUGCAUGGUUGACCCGUGUUCAGCGACUGGAAGAAUUCGCGGCUCGGUAUCUUGCGUACAGACUGGAGGCUCACAUCGACUCUCCCGAAUUUUCCGAUUUGAUUCAAGAAUCGGCUGCUCGUAUUCAGGGAAGACAAGAAACAGAUUCCAUCGAACUGCUCGAUGAUAUCCGGUUCUACCUAGGGGAGCGCUUCCGACUCCGGUUCGAUGAUGCCGGCCUAGAGGAGAUGAUGGAGGAGGAGACCCGACAGCAGCAGGAGAAGGAGGAUCACGACGACCAUGUUGACAAGGCCGUGAACGCAAUCGAGAAUGGAACCGCGGAGCUCGAGCUAGAGAACAAACAUAACGCGCAAUCUGCCGAGACUACUCCUGAACAACUUGACCAGGACAAGUCGGAUCAUGCACCUGUCAUCAAGACUUUGGACGGCCAGGUGGUGGACGACGAGUUCAGCAAAGACGCUAUGGACUACGAAAUCCUGUUAGACAAACUCGACAAGAUCCUGGAGGACCUGGACUUGGAUGCUUAA
Messenger RNA from Aspergillus affinis, 2070 nucleotides. Its product is annotated as ankyrin repeat and BTB/POZ domain protein. Bases 1 to 2070 code for a protein of 689 amino acids. Gene Ontology annotation, molecular function: protein binding. Lineage: Eukaryota; Fungi; Ascomycota; Eurotiomycetes; Eurotiales; Aspergillaceae. Gene Ontology annotation, cellular component: ubiquitin ligase complex; cytoplasm. The record is from RefSeq and is a predicted model, not a curated record. The transcript has 2 exons.